Messenger RNA from Phanerochaete carnosa HHB-10118-sp, 667 nucleotides. RefSeq lists its product as uncharacterized. NCBI's taxonomy places the organism in Eukaryota, Fungi, Basidiomycota, Agaricomycetes, Polyporales, Phanerochaetaceae. The transcript has 2 exons. The coding region runs from base 19 to 276 and encodes 85 amino acids. The record is from RefSeq and is a predicted model, not a curated record.
GCGAUAUUGAUAUCUACAAUGCUGAAUGCUAUAUGGCAAGACGACAAGCACACCAAACGAGGCAACACCGCAGCACAUACGACACAGGCGUGUACCCAAACUGCCACAUGCCGUAUCGCGUCCCGCUCUGCAUCAAGGAGUGUACCGCCUCGGACUGCCCAAGAGAACGGUAUGGCCUCCGGUUACUCCGGCGCAGUAUCCUUGGCAGACCCUUUGAACAGCAACAACAAUGCGCCAUAUAUCUCCGGCGCCACUGGCACUGGGGAGCACUCGUGAGGGCGCCACCAUGUCUCGGUGGGCGUUCGAACGUGCAAGGGGCAGACACAGCGCAGAAGACAAGUGCACGGUGCGGCGGUGCACCGCCAGCCACUGAAAAGUGACGUUUUGUGCCGCCGUUCUCCAAAGCUUCCUCCGACUCUGAAGUGCUUAACGGCCUGCUCUACGCCACGGUGAUCGUUCCACACCUGGGACCGAGUGAUAGUGACAUAUCGCAGGUAGACAAUGGCGAACGUCGCAGGAUGACUACACUGGAGAUGUUGCUUCUAGAAAGAAGUGGCCCCGAGGUGCUAUAGCCAGGCGGAGAAGACGAGCGGAAGCAGAAGGUAUGUGGAAGUGGGCUCGUUAGCUUGGCAAGACGUCUCUGCUGUAGGCUGUGUAAUGCGGCUAA